AUGAAGGAAAACAAGGUCGUAAUUGUGAAGACCCGCGGUGGUAAAAUCCUCCGGUUGAUGAAAGAGCAUUACUUGCGAGAUGAUAUUGAGCAUGGAAUUGGAGCAGCACUUGAUUCUAGCCCCGAAAAUCGGCCUAAUUCUUUCUGCAGUCGGCCCCACUGGAUUCUGCCAGAUACAAACGUCUUUCUUCACAACCUCGAUGCGUUGGAAAACGAGCGAUUCCAGAACAUCAUCAUUUUGCAAACCGUCCUCAACGAAGUAAAACGACGAUCUGGUCCGAAUUACAAGAAACUCCGAAGUUUGAUCGGCUCAGGAAGAAAAGCCUUCGUUUUCGUGAACGAAUUCUGCGCAGAGACGUUUUCGAAGCGGGUCAAAGGAGAAAGCAGCAAUGACUACAACGAUCGACUGAUAAGAAGAGCAGUUGCGUUUUAUAACAAUAAAGGAAGUGGAUUUGGAACAAGGUGUUUACUCAUUACGAAUGAUCGGGCAAAUGCGGAGAUUGCCAGGAAAGCUGAUUUGGAAGCGGUUUCUUUCAGAGAGUAUGUCGGAGAAGUAGCGCCUGAAGUAUUCGACAAAGUCGCUGGAGGAAACGAAGAUGGGAUCGAAAUCGACCGAAAUAUUAACUACCAGCCGCAUUGGUCGAUGACCCAGGUCCAAAUUGGCGUCAAAUCGAAGAAACUUGUCCAAGGCAAGCUUGAAAUCUCGCGAGACAACUAUCUUGAGGGACUACUGAGGGACGGGGAUCGCGACAUUCUGAUUCAAGGAAGAAAUGAUCUCAAUCGAGCGAUGAAUGAAGAUAUUGUCGCGGUCAGAAUCAAGCCAGAAAGUGAAUGGUCGGCUCCGAGUUCUCGUUGUUUAGAUACUGAGCUUCAGCCUGGAGCUGACGAAGCCGAAGCAAGCGCUCCCAAAGCCGGUUUAAAGCCGAUUCCGACGGGAGAAAUCGUUGGUAUCAUCAAACGCGCAUGGAGAAACUACUGCGGCGUGAUCGAAGCUCCCAAUCCGGGUUCAACGAGAGUACUCUUUCUCGCUGCGCAGCGGCAGAUCCCGAAGAUUCGCAUCGAAACGCGACAAGUGGAGAGACUUAUUGGACAGCGACUCGUUGUUGCUAUUGAUGUCCUCGGAAACGUCGGCGACAAGAAAACAGAGAACGAAGUCCUUUUACUCGAGCACGACGUAAAGCACGAUCCAUUUUCACCGAAAGUAUUGAGCUGUCUGCCAGACAAGAACUGGACGAUCACGGAAGAAGAGCUGGCGAAGCGAGUUGAUUUACGGGAAUAUGACAUUGCCUCCGUCGAUCCGCCCGGCUGCACAGAUAUUGACGAUGCGCUACAUUGUAAAAAGCUGCCAAAUGGAAAUUAUGAAGUCGGAGUUCACAUUGCUGAUGUCAGUCAUUUUAUUAAACCAGGAACUGCACUUGAUGAAGAAGCUGCGCAGCGGGGGACGUCGGUUUAUCUCGCUGAUAAUAGAAUUGACAUGGUACCGAUUCUUCUUUCGUCGAAUUUAUGCUCGCUUAGAGGCGGAGAAGAGCGAUUGGCGUUUUCCGUCAUUUGGGAGCUCGAUGACAACGCGAAAAUCCUCAGCGUGAAAUUCCAUAAGUCCGUCAUCAAAUCGAAAUCUGCCUUUACCUACGAAGAAGCCCAAAUCCGCAUCGACGACAAAUCAAAGACCGACUCCUUGACCGAGAGUCUGAGAGGAUUGAACUACCUGGCGAAGAAACUGAAAGCGCAAAGGUUGGAAGAUGGAGCGCUCACCUUGGCAAGUGUGGAAGUUCGCUUUCAUUUGGACUCAGAGACGGCAGAUCCGAUUGAUUUGUACACGAAGGAGUUGAAAGAGACUAAUUCUAUGGUCGAAGAAUUUAUGCUGUUAGCCAACUGCUCGGUAGCGGAGCAUAUUCGAACAGAAUUCCCACAAUCAGCCGUUCUCCGUCGCCAUCCAAAACCACCCGUGUCCAAUUUCGACCCUCUAGUCCGCGCUGCCAGGGCCAAAGGAUUCCAUCUCAAUGUCAAUUCUUCCCGUGAACUGGCGGAUUCACUCAACGAAGCUGUCGAUCCCGCCGAUCCAAUGGUCAAUACUGUCCUUCGAGUCAUGUCAACUCGCUCGAUGAUGCAAGCUGUUUAUUUCUGCACGGGUUUCGAAAGUGAUUGCUGGCACUACGGACUGGCUGCGCCAAUUUACACGCAUUUCACGUCGCCGAUUCGAAGAUAUGCUGAUAUCAUGGUUCACAGAGCUCUUGCAGCGUCAAUCGGCGCUGAUACUACGACGCCUGAUAUUCUCGACAAGAAUCACAUCAAUAAUGUCUGCAAGAAUAUCAAUUUUAGAAACAGAAUGGCUCAGCAAGCUCAGAGAGCAUCCAUUGCUCUUCAUACCCAGCUUUAUUUCCGAAAACAAGGCGCUAGAACCGAAGAAGCGUACGUCAUGCAAGUCAAACAAAACGCCAUCGGCGUGCUCAUCCCUCAGUUUGGCAUGGAAGGAACGAUCUUUUUGAACGAUUUGGAAAAAGAAGCAGAAUUGGAUGAGGAGAACUGCGAAUUGCUCGUCAAAGGUACAAAGUUCAAGGUGUUCGACAAGGUGAAAGUGCUCGUGACGACGGAGCAAAGUGGGCCGCAGCACGAGCGCGUCCGGAUGAAACUAGUCGAUCCUAUUAUAGAAGGAUUCAGCGUUGAAAGCGACAAGAUGGAAGGAUAA
Molecule: messenger RNA, 2685 nt
Organism: Oikopleura dioica
Lineage: Eukaryota; Metazoa; Chordata; Appendicularia; Copelata; Oikopleuridae
Source: the annotation of a GenBank genome assembly